This is a messenger RNA of Manihot esculenta (cassava), 1313 nucleotides long. RefSeq lists its product as uncharacterized. Gene Ontology annotation, cellular component: cytoplasm. The coding region runs from base 84 to 1070 and encodes 328 amino acids. Gene Ontology annotation, biological process: protein refolding. The record is from RefSeq and is a predicted model, not a curated record. Lineage: Eukaryota; Viridiplantae; Streptophyta; Magnoliopsida; Malpighiales; Euphorbiaceae. The transcript has 3 exons.
CCCACACUCUUACUCGAGUGUGCGUCACUUGAUUUCCAGAGAAACGAGCUGGAAAAAGGAGAAAAUCCUAUGCAUGAACUAUAAUGCAGGUGCAGCUCCUGGUGGGACCCAUCCCCACCGCAUUCGACGGCUCCGGUGCCUUAUCGUCUUCAUCAUCAGCCUCCUCCUUCAUUGCAGGUUUCAAUUCCUUAAUUGGUCCAGCAUGGGGCUGGGCCCACCGUCAUAACCGCUUAUCCCGCCUCCGUAAGUGGGGCUCAGUCGUGGUUGCAUCAUCGUCAUGGGCGGCCUUCAACAGCGAGCAAGACCACUACGCGGUGCUCGGCCUUGCUCGAACCGCCUCCUCCGCAGAUAUCAAACGAGCUUACCGCCUUCUUGCUCGCAAGUAUCAUCCUGAUGUCAGCAAGCAUUCACGAGCUAGUGAGCUGUUCAAGAGCAUCCGUCAUGCAUAUGAAGUACUCUCUCAUGAGGUAUCAAGGACUCGAUAUGAUCGAAUGCUUAAAUUUCAAGAAAAUGCAGGCAGUUCAUAUGGUAGGAAACAAUCCUAUAGUCAUGAAUUUGAAGAUGGGCUAAGAAUCUACAAAUGGGCUGAAUUGAGGAGGAAAAUGCAGCGUGAAAGAUACUGGGAACGUUAUAAUACAAGUGAAGAUAACUCUUCUUCUGACAGCGACACAGAAGAGGUGGCUGAAGAAGGAAACUUGGAUCAAGAAAGAGGCCCCUUCAGUGAAUUGCUUAGAUCUGUCUUCAUAUCUCUGUUUCUACUUCAAUUAUUUGGUUCUCAAAUAUCUAUUGCCUUCAGCAGUCUAAUGGCUUUAUUUGACCGAAAAUUGGAUCCUGGGUAUAAGAUUGGCUAUUUAAUUGCAUGGAUUUUGGGUGGAAGAGGUGGGAUUUUGCUUAUUAUAUGUCUCCAGUUUGCAAGUUGGGCUUGCGGGAAAACCAGCAGUAGCAUGGUUGCUCUGAUAGUGGUAGCUAUGUGGGUUGGUUCCAAUCUUGCGAGGUAUGCCCCACUCCCACAAGGUGCUCUUCUUACACUAUUGUAUAUGUCUAUGAAGCUGCAGGCUGACCUGAACUGAAGCUGUUGAUGUUUGGUGCUGCCGCUGCGCCUGGUUGUUAUAUUACUUUUAGAAGUGAUUCUCGUGCGCACAACCUCAUAUGCACACAGGAUUAUCAAAUGUUAAAUCAGAUGAACAAACAUGAUCAAGCGACAGAUAUCUUGUGCAUAUAUGAGGACGUGUUAAUGUGGCUACCUAUUUGUUUUUCUCUGCUAUCUGUUGUACAUAUGCUGUGGUAAUGAAUAAAAUAAGAGAUGUUCAAUC